AUGGUGAGGAGGAGUCGUUCCUCUGUGUGUCCAGAGGAAGAAGAAUCAUUAACGAUUAAUAAUAAUGAUCAACAACAACAACAAUCUAAUUACAAUAAUGAAAAUGAUAACGACACUACUACAACAACAGCAGCAGCAACAACUACCACCACCACUACCAUCACAAUAAAUAAUAACAACCACACUAACACCAACACUAACACCAACACAAACACCCACACAAACACACACACUAAUACUACUGGCAGCGCCAUUAAUAAUUAUAAUUAUAAUAAUAACGAUGAUUUUUAUGAUGAUUAUGACACUACAAAUGAUUAUUUUGAUGACUUUAUAAAUAAUGAUAAUCAUAUUGAUGAUGAUUAUAUUAAUAAUUACAUUGAUCAAAUGAAUGAUAUUAAUAAUAAUAAUAAUAAUAAAAAUAAUAAUAAUAAUAAUAAUAAUAAUAAAAAAAAUAAUAAUAAUAAUAAUAAUAAUAAUAAUAAUAAUAAUAAUAAUAAUAAUAAUAAUAAUAAUAAUAAUAAUAGUAAUAAUGUGUCUGUUGAUCAACAAAUAACAAAAAUUAUAAACAACAAAAAUAAUAAUAAUAAUAAUAAUAAUAAUGAUAAUGAUAAUAUUGAAAUAAGUUAUAAUAGUAAUAAGAUAGCUGCUAGUAAUAUUUCAAAUAUUACAUCUGUAUUUAAAAAUAAUAAUAAUAAUAAUAAUAAUAAUAAUAAUAAUAAUAAUAAUAAUAAUAAUAAUAAUAAUAAUAAUAAUAAUAAUAAUAAUAAUAAUGAAAAUAAUAAUAAAACAAAUUUUAAUAGUAAUCCAUCUAUUACCUCAUUCAGUAAUAAUAAUAAUAAUAAUUACAAUGAUGAAGAUAAUAAAAUAAUAGAAAUUUUAAAAAAAUAUUUUGGAUUACAUUCAUUUAGACCGAAUCAAUUAGAAGUUAUAAAACAUACGAUAAGUGGUGGAGAUUCAUUCCUUUCAAUGGCAACAGGUACUGGUAAAAGUUUGUGUUUUCAAAUACCACCUUUAUAUUUAAAUAAAACUGCUAUUGUUGUUUCACCUUUAGUAUCUUUAAUUACUGAUCAAACUUUAAAAUUAAAAUCAUUAGGUAUUAAAGUUACAAAAUUAUCAAGUGAUAUUAAAAGUAGUUCAAAAGAAUAUGAAUUAAUAUUUAAAGGUUAUUAUAAUUUAGUUUAUAUUACACCAGAGAGAAUUAUUAAUGAGUAUCAAUCUAUUGGAGAAUUAGUGAGAAAUGAAAAGAUAUGUUUAUUUGCAAUUGAUGAAGCUCAUUGUAUAAGUCAAUGGGGUCAUAGUUUUAGAGAGAGUUAUAGAAAAUUACAAGAAUUAAGAAACCAGUUUCCGACAGUACCAAUUAUGGCAGUCACUGCAACUGCAACUAAAUCAAUAGAGUCUGAUAUAAUUAACAAUUUAGGAAUUGGUAAUGGUAAUUGUAAAAUGUUCAAAUCAUCAAAGAAUAGACCAAACAUUUAUUAUAAAGUUAUAAUUAAAGAUAAACUCGUCUCUAACGAUUUUAAAAUGAUAUUGGACAUUCUAUUGGAAACGAGGAAAACCAUUGGCGUCGUGUCCAAUUCUACUAUCAUCUAUUGCACAACCAUUCAAAUUGCGAAUGAAUUGAAUCGGUUUUUAUGUGAUAAUAAAAUUCAAUCAAACGUUUAUCAUAGUCAGUUGGGUGAUAAACAAAGAGAUGAAACUUUAAAGAAUUUCUUAUUCAAUAAAACUGAAGUCAUCGUUGCAACCAUUGCAUUUGGUAUGGGUAUUGAUAAGCAUGAUGUUCGAUUAAUCAUAAACUAUGGCGCGAGUAAAAGUGUUGAAGAUUUCUAUCAAGAAUCCGGCAGAGCUGGUAGAGAUGGUUUACAAAGCUUAAGUUUAAUUAUUUAUAGUUUACAAGAUUUUGUAAAAUCUUCAUUUUUAUUGAGAAAUAAUAAUAAUUAUAAUAAAUAUUCAUCAUCAUCAUCAUCAUCACAAUCAUCACAAUCAUCACCAUUGUCAUCGUCAUCAUCACCUUCACAAUUUGAUUCAUUAGAACCAAAAAAAUCAGAAAAUGAGAAAUUAUUAAAAUUUAAAGAAAUUUUAAUUAAUAAAGUUAAAUGUAGAAGACAAAUGUUGUUGGAAGCAUUUGGUGAAGAAUUUAUAAUUGAUGCUAAUAAUGGUUGUGCUUCAUGUGAUAAUUGUGUUGAAUUAAGGGAUAGUAGUGAUUAUAUUAAUUUAUCAUUUGAAGUUUUACAAGUUUUAAAAUGUAUUUUUGAGAAUAAAGAAAGAAAUGGUACAAAAAUAACAAUAUUAAUAUUACGUGGUUCUCAUUCAAAAGAAAUUAAUCAAAUACAUAUUAAAAAUUCAUUAUAUGGUAAAGGUAGUUUAUUUUCAGAGAAAUGGUGGAAAGAAUUAAUUCAUCAAAUGAAAGCCGAAUCAAUCAUUGUUGAACAUUGCUCAUCAAAUUUUAAAACAAUACUUAAAAUCACUCAAAAAGGUAAAGAUAUUUUAAAUAGUAAUUUUCAACAACAAAAACAACAACAACCAAUCUUAAUUAUGAAUAAUGAUAUCUUAAAACCUGAAAUAAAGAAUACUCAAUUUCAUAGAAAUAAUAUAACACAACAACAAUCACAACAGCAAUCACAAAAAUUAAAUAAUGAUAAUAGUAAUAAUAAUGAAUCAAAAUUAUUAAAAAUUGAAGCAUUUACAAAACCAAAUGAAAUCGAUCCAAUAGUUAUGAAAUUAUUUAAAAUUUUAAUUGAAUUUAGAAAAGAAUUAUCAAUGUUUUCAGAAACACCAACAUUUCUUAUUUUCCCUGAAAAUACUUUAAGAAAGAUAGCUCAAUUUAGACCAUUAACAAUUGAUGAAUUAUCUCAAAUAGAAGGUAUGGAUCAUAAAAAGGUACUGGAUCAUGGUCAAUCAAUCUUAAAAAAAGUUCAAGAAUUUUCAAUUCAAGAAGGUUUAUCGAUUACUCCUAAAUUACCAAUACAACCACCACCACAGCAACAACAACAACAACAAAUACCUACGAAAAUCACUACAACCAAACAAAUAUUUAAUGUUAUCAAAACUUUUAAUAAUAAUAAUAAUAAUAAUAAUAAUAAUAAUAAUAAUAAUAAUAAUAAUAAUGGUAAUAAUAAUAAUAAUUUAAAGAGAAAAGAUGAAUUUACAGAAUUUGAAGAAGCACAUAUGUUCAUUCCUAAGAAAUUAAAAGAAGAACAUGAUAAUAAUAAUAAUAAUAAUAAUAAUAAUAAUAAUAAUAAUAAUAAUAAUAAUAAUAAUAAUAAUAAUAAUAAAAAGAAUGAUGAAGUUAUUAUUGAGUACAAUUUAGCUAAUGUAUUUAAUAAGAAAAUUCAAUAUUCAAAAGAAAAGUCGAAUAUUGUUUUAGAUGCUUUUAGGGAAGCAAGAAGAAAUUCUCAAAAAGAUUGUAAUUAG
Dictyostelium discoideum AX4 is the source of this 3411-nucleotide messenger RNA. RefSeq names its product ATP-dependent DNA helicase RecQ family protein (gene wrn). Bases 1 to 3411 code for a protein of 1136 amino acids. Lineage: Eukaryota; Evosea; Eumycetozoa; Dictyosteliales; Dictyosteliaceae. The transcript has 2 exons. The record is from RefSeq and is a predicted model, not a curated record. Gene Ontology annotation, biological process: DNA recombination; DNA replication; DNA repair. Gene Ontology annotation, molecular function: 3'-5' DNA helicase activity; helicase activity; nucleotide binding.